UACAAACUAGAGAACUACUCAAAGCUUUCCUUGCUUUCAUAACCCAAUAACAAUUGCAAUAUUUGCCAUCUUAAAUAAAAGAUCAUGGCUAUCCGUAUGCCUCGUAUAAUCAAGAAGUCUUCUACAGCUGGAGAUGUUCCAAAGGGCCAUUUUGCUGUUUAUGUUGGGCAGAAGCAAAAGAAGAGAUUUGUGAUUCCGUUAUCAUUCUUGAGCCAACCUUCAUUUCAAGACUUGCUUAGUCAAGCUGAAGAAGAAUUUGGCUUUGAUCAUCCAAUGGGUGGUGUCACAAUUCCCUGCACAGAGGACAUCUUCAUUGGCAUAACUUCCCAGUUUAGGAUUUAAGUUUAUUGGUUGAGAUCAUUUUUCCUUUUUAAAUCUCACAAUUUUGUACAUCAAAGUAGGAUAUCCAUCUUGUAUAGUUGGUUAAUUAGAAGCUAUGUAAAGCUUAGCACCACAAAGAUUGGCGCUUUUUGACUCGAAAGACUAAUUUAAAUAAUACAGAUACUACAUUCUUUUC
This is a messenger RNA of Nicotiana attenuata, 517 nucleotides long. RefSeq names its product auxin-induced protein 15A-like. The transcript has a single exon. Bases 85 to 342 code for a protein of 85 amino acids. Gene Ontology annotation, biological process: response to auxin. Lineage: Eukaryota; Viridiplantae; Streptophyta; Magnoliopsida; Solanales; Solanaceae. The record is from RefSeq and is a predicted model, not a curated record.